AUGUCAGUGAAAAUCUCUCCACCUGGGACAUCUUCUUCAGGAGCCGUGUCUGAGAGGAACGCUGACCCUCCUGAAACUCCUGAGAGUAAAGAGAAGAUAAAACUGCAGCCUCCUCCCUGUGAGCCAGUGAGCCAAGGAGUCCUACAGGGGGUGCUGCAGUCUCACCUGAACCAACAUGACUACCAACAUCCACACAACCUCAACCACAACAACAGUGCCGCCCGAGAGCAGCUCUUACAGAUGCAGGUAAAGCAACUCCAGAAAGCUCUUCACGAACAGAACGCUCUGCUCAACGUCCUGCGCUCAGGUCUGAUGCUGUCCCCGGCUUUCUUAACCCAGUACCAGGCUUAUUCACUUACACAAUGUCCUGAAACAGAUCCAGGUUCUCACACUGAUGCUGUGGUAGACUGCAGGAAAUGUGUUUCCAACACUGUUAUUAUCAGAGCUGGAGUGGAGCAGGAAGUCCCGGCCUCCGGUCCUCAGCUAACACAGUGCACCGAUCAAGCGUCUCUACAGGGAAUCGGCUCAGAGCAGAGAUCUUUAUCUCCUAUAAGGGAGGAGUGGUGUGAGCCGGGGGAGGAAGCGAGCACAUUCAGUCCUUUUGGAGUCAGGAGAAAAGUCUCGGCAAAUCCAGAGGAAAGGCCUAUUCGGCCAGGACUCAAAGAAAUGGAGAAGACUUUUGAAGAUUUUGUUGAAGAGCAGCUUAAACUGGAUAAAGAGGUUCUAAAAAAGGACAAACAGCUCAGAUCCACAGAAAAAAGGAAUUUCCUGCAUAAAGGGGAUGGAAGGUCUAGAAUCAGUAAAGCCAAAGAUAACAUCCAGAAAAUCCAUCCAUCCUCCAAGAAUGCAAAGUCUUUGCAGCUUCAAAAACCCACAACAGCAUCUACUGUCCUGCACAUUGACAAAAACAAAUGGCUAAACGGUAGCCCUCAUGAGAACCUCCUGUCAAUUAGAAAAGGUCAAGCGAAGAAUCUACCGAGGAACAAAGUUUCUCCACACGAUGCCAAACCUCCAGCUGUGGAUCAUGAUAAAAACUCCUCUCAAAAUCUUAAAGAACCUUCAGAGCAGCCAAGUCAAAUAAGUAUCAAGUUACACAAUAGAUGUACUGCGCUUUCUGAUAAAAAAGUUGCACCGAAGCUCCACCUUCUUCAAGAAAGAGUCGGCUUCAAGAAGAUAAACGACCGCAUUGUCAGAGUGUGUGAUCUGGAUGAGGUUACCACCAAGACUCUAUGUUUGAGUACUGAAAUAAAGCAGAUGCUUCUCCAUAAUACUUCUGGUGACAGCACUGGUGCUGAGGAUGAUCCCAAUCCUCCAACACCUUUCAAUCCUUUAAGAAUAAACUCAGAUCGCAAUCUGGAUCUCUCCGAUGAGGACUAUGCCAGCGAUGCUCCAAGUGACGCAGGUCCCAGUGAAUGUCCACAAGCUCCACAUGGCUUUUUAGAUCAACUUUCCAGUUCAUCCGGAUCUGAUGAUGGGAGCAACUCUGAACUACAACAGCUUUGCUGGGCCGAACCUCACAAAACUUCAAUAAAUCCCAAAGAGAAGAUCAGUAGUGAGGCUACACGUGCCUGUGGCAGGAGCUCAGACCUCCUUGCUAGAAUUUUCCCCCAUGUGAAAUCCAAUACGGAAAAAACAGUUUGGGAGAAAGAUUUAAAAACUCAGCAUUCCACAAAUGGACGCAAGCUAGUAAAGAAUGAAACGGAAGCUCCUGGUUUGGAUAUCAGAGAUGGAAGAUGCAAUGGUCUGAUGAUGGACAAGAUGAAAACAGAGCAGGAUAAAGCGCUGAAUUUCAUCAGAUCUGAAAUGGACCGCUUGUGUAAUAACGACACAAACCUCAGCUCAUCGGACCGUGAUCAUACACCGAAAGAGCAUCUAAAUAAAUCGGAGGAUCUCCGAGAGCAAAUCCAGUUUCUGAAGGAGCAGCUGAGAAGAAGAGAUUGCGAGUGGUGGCAGGCUCACGGUGAGCUACAGAGUCAAGUUGAUGCGCUGACUCGAGAGAACGAGGCGCUGAUGAGUCGCUGCGUCGUUCAGGUCAGACCUCAGCGCUCCGGCAGAUCCACACCUCAUCCUGAUGCUCGACACCUGACGAGAAGAAGUUCGGUUGCCGAUCCACAGGAAAAGAACCAACAGAAGAUUUCAAAGAUUUCACUUUCAAGUCGAGACUCUUUGGCGUCUCAGAGUCCAGGGGACAGUGACAUGAUCCUGUACAGCGAGGAUGGAGGAGAGGGCUCGUGCAGGUCUGAAGAGAAGCAGAUCGGGGUUGAGAGCAGGAAUUCAGCACCAAACAGAUUACAGAGUGCUGUGAAAUCUGGCAAAUCUGUAUCAUCAGAGUCUGAUUAUGGAUCCACAGACAUGACUGAGGAUUUGCUCAUUUCCGAGCUGAAAAAUUCCAGCGCUCAAGCAGCCUCUAAAGCUGUAGUUCGAGAGGAAACUCGAUAUCCAGAUGGUAAGGUAGAGCAGCUCCGGUCCGAUGGGUCACGGGUUAUUGUUUUCCGUAACGGAACCAGAAAGGAGAUCGGAGCGGAUCAGAAAUCAAUCAAGGUCACGUUUUCCAAUGGAGACAUCAAACGCAUUCUGGCUGAUGGGACUGUGGUGUACUAUUACUGUGAUGCUCAGACGACUCACUCCACUUACCCGUCUGGCUUAGAGGUUCUGCAGUUUCCAAAUAAGCAAAGAGAGAAGCGCCAUCCUGACGGAACACGAGAAAUCCUUUUCCCUGAUGGUACCGUCAAGAUCAUGCACUCUGACGGUCGACAGGAAAGUUCCUUCCCUGAUGGAACUGUUGUCAAGUUGUCAAGAAAUGGAGAGAAAACUGUGGAGUUCACAAAUGGCCAACGUGAGAUCCAUACGUCACAGUGCAAGCAGAGGAUUUACCCUGAUGGAACUGUCAAAACAGUGUAUUUAAAUGGAAGGCAAGAGACGAAAUUCUCAUCUGGGACGAUUUGCGUUAACACCAAUAAAGACGUCAUAAUGACGGACAGAAAGUGAAAGAAUAUUUGCGUUUCAGAAAUAUUGACACAACAAACAAACCAAUUUCAGAUUGUAUUGUUGAAGCACACACACUUAUACAAAUCAUUUCGAAUAGACAUUCUUUCUCCACAGACUUCAAACAUGGCCGCCGUGGACUGACACACACACACACACACACACACACACACACACACACACACACACACACACACACACACACACACACACACACACACACACACACACACACACAUGUUUUUAGGAGGAAACUAGAGAACCCUGAAGAAACACUCACUGUCAGCCCUGUUCAGGACAAUAUUAUUAAUGUUAGCAUAAACUGUUAUUGUUAGCAUAAAUUAAUAAUGUUAGCCGUGACUGCUUUAGCUCAUAAUAUCAUUCUUUUUCAUGGUAUUCACAAUAUCUUUUAGUUUUUUACUCUUUUUCCUGAAAGGGUGGCUAUAAUUCUGGACAAAGCAUCAUAA
Molecule: messenger RNA, 3452 nt
Organism: Silurus meridionalis
Lineage: Eukaryota; Metazoa; Chordata; Actinopteri; Siluriformes; Siluridae
Product: centromere protein J
Exons: 17
Coding region: 1-2988 (995 amino acids)
Biological process (GO): cilium assembly; centriole elongation
Cellular component (GO): centrosome; nucleus; centriole
Molecular function (GO): tubulin binding
Source: RefSeq, a predicted model, not a curated record